Trachymyrmex septentrionalis is the source of this 2944-nucleotide messenger RNA. RefSeq names its product zinc finger BED domain-containing protein 1-like. NCBI's taxonomy places the organism in Eukaryota, Metazoa, Arthropoda, Insecta, Hymenoptera, Formicidae. The coding region runs from base 694 to 2874 and encodes 726 amino acids. The record is from RefSeq and is a predicted model, not a curated record. The transcript has 4 exons. Gene Ontology annotation, molecular function: protein dimerization activity; DNA binding.
CAUUACCGCCAUUACAGUGUAAUACUCGAAUCGAUCGGGGGCGAGAGGUCUAUAGAUAUAACGAUUAAACGAUACUCCUCUCGCGAAACGAACGGAUACAAAAGUCGAUAUCACAUCGUCGCAAGUAAUAAGUCGAUAGCUGAUCGCGCGGGGGCCAUCGUUGCCUUUCGACGCGAGGGAUUGAAUUGAACUUCGAUAGCCGCGAAAAAGAGUGUGGAACUGAGCGACGUCGGUCCGGAACUAUAUGUGUAUUGUGUAUACGUGGGGAGAAAUUAGAUAUAUCGGAGCAGUGCGUUCGCGGUAAAAUUCGUCACAGUUCUUAGUUCGCAGUUCGCACAGCGCACUCGCGUCUGCUCGCAUCUGUUCGCGUCGCCGGCGCGGCGAGGCGAGGCGACCGACGCGCGACGCGCGACUCUCGCGCGGCGAUGCCUUCUUCCAUGGUUCGCAGUCUGCACGCGAGACACGCGAGACGCGAUAUGAAUUGUAUUUGGCGUUUCAUUCCGAUUGAUCGAAUGUCGUAGUUAUACUUAAUUGGAUUGUUGGGAAUAUUGGGUGAGCGAUUAUAUUGGAGCUUUUGUCGCGGUGACAUUCGCUCUCCACUCUCCAGGCUCUCCUGCCAUAGGUCAUAAAACGAUAUACCUACAUGCCGGUGAUCGCAGGUGAUCGCAUGUCGAACGUACUCGAGUGUACGGCAUGGAGAGUAACAAACAAACGUUGGUGAACAACCCGGCGGUGAAGCCAGGCACGUCGGACGACAACAAGGAUGAUAUACAAAUGGUACUGGCAAAAAUGAUGGAGGAGAAGCACACGUAUACGUAUAAGAAAUUGGUGGUGCCGCCGUCGAUGCGAAGUAUUUACUGGAAAUUCUUUGGAUUUCCAGCCACCGAUGACGGUGACAUUCUCACCAAGGUAAAAAUUGUCUGCAUACUGUGCAAGACGCAGAUCGCCUACAAUCGUAAUACCAGCAACUUACGUAUGCACCUGCAGAACAAGCAUGCUCAGGAACUGAGAGACCUCGAAUCCUCCAAUCUGCCGACUACAAAACAGAUCGUCUCACUGGACAACAAGGAGCGAAAGAUGCAGAAGAAGCUGCUUAAGGGCCUAAGCCCUGCUAAAUAUAUCUAUACCACUAAUGCAGAUGGUACCGUUCAGAUUGAUGGUGAUAUACAAUUUGUUACAGAUCCUAACAUAAGUCUGUCAAACAUGGAGGAUGAUAUCACCAUUGGUCAACCACUGAGAGUAAUGAUCAAGGGUGGCUCUGGUAUUAACAGUAACGGCCAGAACGUAGCGUUCCUCAUGGAGGAAAAUGUCAAUCAGUCAGUCGAUGUAAAAACUGUGUCGGAAGCUAUUGCGGACUUUCUAAUUAUGGAUUUGCAAUUGCCCGAGAUCGUAGAGGGACGUGGAUUCCAAAGACUAGUGGCAACUCUACGCUCACCUUGCGAGAUCCCCAGCAAAAACAAGCUGGAAGAAGAGAUAAUACCUGGAAUAUAUGAUACCUUUCGGGAAUCUGUGAGAACUUCCUUGUCCUAUAUUGCCUCCGAACUGGCAUUGACCAUUGAGGAGUGGCAGUCCAAUAAUAAUGAGAAUUUCGUUACUAUGUCAGUUUAUUAUCAAAAUGAUGAAGAGGUUACUUUAGAAUGUAAGAUUUUAAGCACUUUUCACGCACCGUUAGAUUGGGAGGAAUCCCAUUGGGGAACUGUUAUAGAGUCUCUGUUACGUGAAUGGGAGCUUAAAGUAGAGAAAAUAACGGCAGUGGUUGUUAGUACUUCAAAAACAAAUUUGCUCACGGCGCUGACUAACCGUGGCUUCACCGUAGUGCCAUGCUUGCUUCAUACUCUGCAAAUGUGCGCACAGGCUUGCUUCGAGAAUCCUGAAGUAUCUCAAACGUUAGCCAAAUGCAGAUCGGUUAUUGGUGCUAUCAUAAGCCAUCCACGUGCACUUGAAACCUUGACUAUGCAAGAACAAUUGUCAGAGUUGGAUGAAAAUACUAUAUUCCUAGAUUAUCCAGCCAUAUGGAUAUCUACAUACACGAUGCUGGAACAAAUAAUUGCACGCCGUAACAUGAUUGUCUCUAUAUUAGAAAAUACCGAUGGGAUAGAUCAUGAAAUGUUUGAAAUAUCCAACGAACAGUGGAAAAUUAUGGAAGAUAUUGUCAAUGUUCUCGCGCCGUUCAAAGUUACUAUUAUGACAUUAAGCGAAGAAAAAAUGCCUCUAAUAUCCCUAUUGAAACCAUUACUUUGGCAACUUGUAUCUUCGCAUCUUAAAGUGAAAGAAUCAGACAGUAACACAGCUAAGACUUUUAAAGAAUCCUUGUCGGAUAUGUUAUUCGAACGAUAUGCAGAUUACAAUGUCACAUUGUUUCUACAAAUUGCAACUACUUUGGAUCCCAGAUUUAAAACAAUGCCAUAUGUCACUGAAGAAGAUAAAAGUGUAGUCAGCACACCUAUAAAGGAAAGAUUGACGAAAUUAAUUCAGGAAGAAUCUGGGGAUGUUUCGAUAAAGAACGAAGAUGAGGCAGUACCAAGUAAAAAAACUAAAGUCUCAGGUAUGGAAUUCUUACUUGGUGGCUUAUGUACUACAAAGGCCGGUAUGCCCGCGGAGGAAAAAGCUGAUCUCGAAAUUGUUCAAUAUCAGUCGGAACCUACAGCACCUCUCGAUUAUUGUCCGCUGCAAUGGUGGUCGAAAGUGUCGGCGAAAUGUCCGAAUCUGGCAAAGUUAGUGAGCAGAUAUCAUUGUGUGCCCGCUUGUUGCGCACCACCUUCACGCAUCCCGCCAGACGUGCAGAUUCAAUAUGAUACAAGGCGAGCAACUUUACCGCCUCAUCUGAUUGACAAACUACUCUUUUUGCAUGGUAAUCAUACUAUGCAGAUGUAAAAAAAAGUUUCUAAGCCUGCAAGAUGCUGCCUGAAAAAUAUCUCGCUGUGGUAUAUAGGAUAUUUUCACG